Messenger RNA from Mesorhabditis spiculigera, 531 nucleotides. Lineage: Eukaryota; Metazoa; Nematoda; Chromadorea; Rhabditida; Rhabditidae. The record is from the annotation of a GenBank genome assembly.
AUGUCCCCGAAAUGGCUGCUUUGCUUUUUGUUGUCCGUUUCGCUGGCCACAUCCGAAGACGGCCCUAGCAGCCCGCAGCAAGAAGAGAUCACAGUCCCGCCGAAUGUUACUUUGAAGGGAUCGACUGUGGUGGUUCGGCGGCCGUUGGUAAGAGUGGAAUUGCUCAACAGCGCACGCGCCAAGAACAGACUGCCGUGGUGGUAUGACGUGAUAGCGCCCGGGACACCUGUCCUUGUUUCAAGGCUCUACGUUGGUCUCGGUGAGCUGCAGGUGAUUUGUGCGUGGCAGUUGGUGGCAGCGAUCUACGCCCUCUACGGCCUUUACUGGGUGGCCAUCACCGGCGAUUUCAGCAGGAUCCAUCUUACCGAACAGCGCGAACGUGCUACCCGCCGGGCGGAGCAGAAGGACGAGUGUGAGAAGGAGAACAAACUUCGGCGGAGUCUCGGUCUGCCGCUCCUUGCCAAACCCGCGGACGUGACCCCCACCGAAUCGCCGACUGACCGGGGCCGUAGCCCAGCAGUCUCUCCCGUU